GGUGGGACAAAAAUAUAUUGCAUUCCCUGAAGGCUCCGUUGGUCGUUUCUAACCCUAGCUAGCUAGGGUUUCAAUCGUCGGAUCAACUCAGAUUACAUUAUUCUCGUUUAAUUUCUAUCCGUCUGUUCUUCGUUGCAAAAAUGUACGGAUCCAUGGGGGGAAUGUAUGGGAGCGGGGGGUUAUCAGAUGGGUACGGGAUCAGCUCAAAGAGACCAAGAAUGACGGAAUCCAAUCCCUACUUCGCAGUGAGCAGCGGUUCAAGUGGCGGCCACAACCCGCCUGCAACAUUUCCUGUGGUCCGCCUACGUGGCCUGCCUUUCAACUGCACAGAUGCUGAAAUCUUCAACUUCUUCACUGGGCUCGAGAUAGUUGACUUGCUGCUCGUCAACAAAAGCGGAAAGUUUUCUGGUGAGGCUUUUGUAGUCUUUUCCCGACCCGUGCAGGCGGAUAUAGCGGUACAGAAAAACCACCAACAUAUCGGGCGGAGGUAUGUUGAAGUUUUCAAGUGCAAGAAACAGGAAUACUACAACACGGUGGCGGCUGAGGUCGGAUACGACAGCGGUUAUUACGAUAAAGGUUACCGCAGAAGUCCGUCACGAUCUCGGUCCAAAAAAGAGAAAGGCAAGGAUCAAACGGAGUACACGGAGAUACUGAAGUUACGAGGGCUCCCAUUUAACGUGACGAAAGAUGAAAUUGUUGAGUUUUUUAAAGAUUAUAAAGUUGUAGAGGAGAAAGUGCACAUUGCUUGCAGGCCGGAUGGGAAGGUGUCAGGAGAGGCGUAUGUGACUUUUGAAACAGCUGAGGUGGCAAAGCAAGCGAUGUGUAAAGAUAGGUUGAUGAUCGGGUCACGUUAUGUGGAGUUGUUCCCUUCGACUCCAGAUGAAGCCAGGCGAGCCGAGUCGAGAUCUAGGCAGUAAUAAUAAUCGCCUUUAUUGUUGCGUAUGGUGUUUUUCACAGAUUUUGCCUGUGCUUUGAUUGGUGGAUAUUUUGUUUUUUGGUUCUUUGUUUAUCUUUUUCAGACGUUGAUAAUAUUAUUGAUGUGUUCAGUUACGUAUU
Messenger RNA from Helianthus annuus (common sunflower), 1056 nucleotides. Its product is annotated as heterogeneous nuclear ribonucleoprotein H. The coding region runs from base 141 to 917 and encodes 258 amino acids. The record is from RefSeq and is a predicted model, not a curated record. Gene Ontology annotation, cellular component: ribonucleoprotein complex. Gene Ontology annotation, molecular function: RNA binding. NCBI's taxonomy places the organism in Eukaryota, Viridiplantae, Streptophyta, Magnoliopsida, Asterales, Asteraceae. The transcript has 2 exons.